UUAUAAUUUGGCCACGUUUUAAAACAUUGUAGUUAAUAAAUAUAAAAUAAAUAUAUUACGUAAAAAAUUUUUUUUUUGGUAUUUGUGUCGACUUAUUGCAAAUAUGGCGAUCUUUGAAGAAUCAUAUCCUUUUUCACGGUAUAAAUAAGCCGUAUACGUACAAAUCGUAUCUGCUUAAAUUCGUUGCAAAAUAGGAUAGCAUUUGAUUAUGAUAGACCAACUAAAAAUAUACUGAUAAAAUUUUUGUCGAGGACAAAGUGCAGUGUAGAUCUCUAACCUCAAAACAUCUCGCGUUUUCUUUGUAAACACAGGAUUUAAAUGAAAAAUUACAAUAAAUCGCGUCGUAGUUUCGAUGUUUAAACAGGGCAGAAUACUUGAAAAUAUUUAUUUAGGUUUAAGCAAUGGAUGUACCUUAAUAUCAAGGACUUACUGUACUGAUACUUUAAAUAGAGUUGUGCCUUUAAAACAUGUACUGGUGGUUUCAAAACUAUCCAGAUAUGAAUUUGAGCAAAGACGUAACCAAAACCUAAACAGUAAACAACUGGAAAUGUUCCUUAAGAAACGAGGGACUGAUUAUGAUAAAUUAGUUAAAUUCCAUGAUUUACAUAAAAAAUUUGAAGAGAAUGUUAUCAAUACUUUAGAAAAGUUAGGUGUUAAGGUAACUGUCGGAAACAGGUUUACUGUUACUGAUGAAAUGGUAAACAAUGCAGAUGUGAUAAUGCCUGUUGGAGGAGAUGGAACUUUCUUACUUGCUGCCAGUCGAGUAAAGGACAAUAAGAAGCCUGUUAUUGGUUUCAAUUCCGAUCCUAACAGAUCAGAGGGCCAUUUAUGUUUACCUAAAAAGUACUCUGCUAAUGUCCAGGAAGCUAUAGAAAAGUUACAAAAAGGAGAAUUUAAUUGGUUGAUGAGAAAUAGGAUAAGGACAUCCAUUCUUAGUGAUGAUCAAAUAUUAACACCAAAAUAUUUGCAUGAUGUUGAAAAUGAAGUCAUAUUAGUGAAAUCAACUGGGCAGACCUUUAAAAGGGGUUCAAUGAAAGUAGUCCCUGUUUUAGCUUUAAAUGAAGUGUUUAUUGGCGAGUCAUUGUCUGCUCGCGUAUCUCAUUUACAAAUGAAACUGAACGGAUCUUCGGACACGACAAAUCUGAAAUGUUCAGGAUUGUGCAUUUGUACCGGAACCGGCUCCACAUCGUGGCAUUUGAGCAUCAAUAGACUGCCAAAACAAACUGUUGAGGAACUGCUAAAAUUCAUGAACUGUCAAGAAGAAAAUCUAGCUACCACUCUCUCCGAAACAUACAACAAAAACCUAAUCUUUAACCCUGAUGACAAACGACUGGGUUACACGAUCAGAGACCUGAUAUCGGCGGGAGUGUGGCCGCAACCCAAAGGCAUUAAGUCGAGGGGCUUUGCGACGAAGUUGGAGGUGCGAUCGAAUUGCUACGACGCUUCUUUGGUGGUCGACGGUGGUGUUUCGUUCUCCUUCAACGAUGGCACCGUCGCAAUUCUCGAAAUUUGUCCUGAGGAUUCUUUGAGGACUGUUAUUCUCACUGGAUGAUGCUGCUUAGGAAAUAAGACUGCUACUCUUUUUUUUAGUUUGAGGUGUAUUUAAUAUUAAGUUGAAACAUGAAAGAAUUACAAGAAAUGAUAUUUUAUAUACAUAUUUGAAAUAUAGUACGUUUAUUUAAAUUUU
Molecule: messenger RNA, 1687 nt
Organism: Aethina tumida (small hive beetle)
Lineage: Eukaryota; Metazoa; Arthropoda; Insecta; Coleoptera; Nitidulidae
Gene: Nadk2
Product: NAD kinase 2, mitochondrial
Exons: 6
Coding region: 353-1552 (399 amino acids)
Biological process (GO): NAD+ metabolic process; NADP+ biosynthetic process
Cellular component (GO): mitochondrion
Molecular function (GO): NAD+ kinase activity
Source: RefSeq, a predicted model, not a curated record